Raphanus sativus (radish) is the source of this 2010-nucleotide messenger RNA. Its product is annotated as alpha-aminoadipic semialdehyde synthase-like. NCBI's taxonomy places the organism in Eukaryota, Viridiplantae, Streptophyta, Magnoliopsida, Brassicales, Brassicaceae. Bases 119 to 1810 code for a protein of 563 amino acids. The transcript has 13 exons. Gene Ontology annotation, cellular component: cytoplasm. The record is from RefSeq and is a predicted model, not a curated record. Gene Ontology annotation, molecular function: saccharopine dehydrogenase activity.
AUUUGCUUUGUUCUGUUCUGCUUUGAGUUAUCAAAUGGUUGUGUCGUUUUAAAACGCUUUCAGGGAGUGUGACAUAGGGGUUUGUUAUUCCUCUGCAGAGAUUUAUAAACUCAUAAAGAUGAUGAACUCAAGUGGUGAUGAGGAGAAGCAGGAGAGGAAGCUUGGGAAUGGAGUUGUGGGGAUUCUAGCUGAAUCAGUGAACAAAUGGGAAAGAAGAACGCCGUUGACGCCGUCUCACUGCGCUCGUCUAUUACACGGUGGCAAAGACAGAACAGGCGUUUCCCGUAUUGUGGUUCAACCAUCUGCAAAGCGUAUCCAUCAUGAUGCCUUGUACGAAGAUGUCGGAUGUGAAAUCUCUGAUGACUUGUCUGAUUGUGGACUUAUACUCGGAAUCAAACAACCUGAGCUAGAUAUGAUUCUUCCGGAGAGAGCAUAUGCUUUCUUUUCUCACACUCACAAGGCACAGGAAGAAAACAUGCCUUUGUUGGAUAAAAUAUUGUCUGACAGAGUGACGUUGUAUGAUUAUGAGCUCAUUGUUGGAGAUCAUGGGAAAAGAUUACUGGCAUUUGGUAAAUAUGCAGGGAGAGCUGGUCUUGUUGACUUCUUGAAUGGACUGGGACAGAGAUAUCUAAGUCUAGGAUACUCAACGCCUUUCCUGUCACUAGGUUCAUCCUAUAUGUAUUCCUCAUUGGCUGCAGCAAAAGCUGCUGUCAUUUCUAUUGGUGAAGAGAUUGCAAGCCAGGGACUCCCAUUAGAAACCUGCCCUCUUGUAUUCGUCUUCACCGGAACAGGCAAUGUUUCUCUUGGAGCGCAAGAAAUCUUCAGGCUUCUUCCUCACACUUUUGUAGAACCGAGCCAGCUUCCUGAACUAUUUGUAAAAGACAAAGGAGUGAACCAACAUGGAAAAUCAACAAAACGAGUCCAUCAAGUAUAUGGUUGUAUCAUUACCAGCCAAGACAUGGUUGAACACCAAGAUCCAUCAAUGUCUUUUGACAAAGCUGACUAUUAUGCACACCCGGAACACUACAAACCAGUCUUCCACAAAAAGAUCGCUCCCUAUACAUCAGUUCUUGUAAACUGUAUGUACUGGGAGAAGAGGUUUCCUCGUCUUCUCAGCAACAAACAGCUUCACGAUCUAACAUCAAAAGGAUGCCCACUAGUGGGAGUAUGUGAUAUCACUUGUGACAUCGGUGGCUCUAUUGAGUUUGUUAACCGAGCUACUUCAAUCGACUCCCCUUUCUUUAGGUUUAAUCCUGUGAACAAUUCAUACUACAAUGACAUGGAUGGUGAUGGUGUGCUAUGCAUGGCUGUUGACAUUCUACCCACAGAGUUUGCUAAAGAGGCAUCCCAGCAUUUUGGAGACAUUCUUUCCGAUUUUGUCGGUAGUUUGGCUUCCAUGACUGAAUUUGCAGAUCUACCGGGACAUCUGAGGAGGGCUUGCAUAAGCUACAAAGGAGAGUUGACAUCUCUGUAUGAGUAUAUUCCACGUAUGAGGAAGUCUGUUCCAGAAGAUGUAGAAGAUAACAUAGCCAACGGUGUGGUUUCUAACCAGAGAACAUACAACAUAUUGGUAUCUCUCAGUGGACACCUAUUUGAUAAGUUUCUGAUAAAGGAAGCUCUGGAUAUGAUUGAAGCGGCUGGUGGCUCAUUUCAAUUGGCUAGAUGUGAACAGGGACAGAGCGCUGAUGUUGAGUCAUACUCAGAAGUUGAAAUUGGAAACGUCCAGCAAGAAAAGGAGGUGAAAGAGAAGCAUGAGGAAAUGACCAAGAACUCUGCGGUAGACGUGUGUGUCGCCCCGCCGGCCUGCUGAAUUCUUAUCUUCAAGACGUUAAGGCUGACCCUGUGGCACAGAGCACCGGUUCAAGAACUUCUGUUCUUGAGAAUAUAGGUGGUUCUGCUAAUAUUCUUUUAACAAUCUCCAUGCAGAGGAGACAAAUAAGUGAAAAGAGUGUUGUUUUGAUACUAGUUAGCAAAUAAACACUUGUUUAUAUAUAUGCUCCUAUUGUGAUU